AUGGCUCACCAGGAGCUGAAAAAGACCGCCACUCUUGUGGUGGACCAGGCGAGGGAGGUGGCAGUGGAGAAGGUGACCUGCCCCAUUUGCUUCGAGGCACUGAGCGACUACCCAGAUAAGGUUGGCGCCCUCACCUUCCAGUGCAAACGCGUCGAAGCUGCCCUGUAUCACAGCUCCUGCGUGCUGGACGCCGGCACGGGCAAGUUGAUCUUCCAAGCGGAGAACGGGAGCAGCGUGAGCCCUCUGACGCGCGUACGGGUGGAUGGCUUUCAGCUUAUGCCAAGCCUCACGAAAGGAAAGGCGUGGGCUUCCUUUGUGAACUGGGAGCAAGGGCCUUUGGACGUGAAGAAGAUCUCAUGUGCGGUUUCUGCGCUCCUGCCAGUGGAUGAGUGUGAUGCACGGCGCUUUGUCUUGAUGGAGCUCGGGCUAUCCGAGGAUCAUCCCGACAACACGGAAAUCAAGCAGAAGGAAGUGGUCGACUACUUGCUACCUUCCAUGCGACGUCAGCUCCGUCGCCUUAUCGGUGAAGCCCCGAAGCGAAACGCACCCGCACUCUGUCCGAACUCGGACGAGGGAGAGCUGAAGCAGUGGUUCCAGUUCUGGGAUACCCGGAACUCGGGCUUCUUAGACCAUGCUACUCUGCAUCUGGCCGUGACGACGGCCUUCCACACGGCCCUGGCCAAGUCUGCCGACCCCUCGACGAAGCUGGCGGUGGCAAAUGCCUUCUUUGCGGAGAUCGGGCUCCGGGAGUGCGAGGCAGUGAGCAUGGAUGACUUCAUGGCGAAGCUGGCGCCACAACUCCUCGCCAACCUACCGGUGGCGUAUGGUCGAGGGUGGCCUUCCGGAGCCCCCAUCGAUCCUAAGCAGCCACUGACGCUGAAGCUUCGAGAGAUGCGAUCGGGGGUGGAGCGCCCCGUCCAGUUCGACGUGGCUGGAGAGGUGUUGAUUGGCGAUCUGCGCCGUGUGGCACAUCGGCGUUUUCCCGUCGUCCUGGCUCGGAGGGAGGUGAAGCUUUAUGUCAUGGGGCAGCUUCUCGAAGAUGACAUGCAGCCCCUCUUCAAUGUCCGUGGCAUCCACGACGGUGCCACAGUGAACUUCAUGCCAGGCAAGCACAGCGCAGAGUCUAAGGAGCCGUCGCUUUGCGCCACACAGUGCAAGCAGAAGCUGCGGAUGGGUGAGAAGCUGAAUCACAACGAUCUGCGCUUCAGCGACCUAGAGGACCUAGACACGGACGACCCUGAUGGGCUCGAGGUCGAUGCCAACCUGUCUCUCCGCUCCUCUGACAAGAGGUCCUUCUCCAGGCAGGUUUCGCCAGACUCAACAUCCUCGAAGGCCUUGGGGGACGACGUCGUCGGGAAGCAGCUUUCCACGGGGAGCCAGAAUUCACUACCGACUCGAAUGGCUUCGAACGGUUCGGCGAAGAAGGUGUCUCCCGAUGUUCGGAUGGUCAGUGAAAAGAGGCAACGUAUGUUGAAAGACGUGAAGAAGUCGACAGAGACGAUGCCCAGGGUCUCCAAGACGUGUCCACUGCUGCUGGAUAGUUGGUCGCCAGAUCCGGAGUGGGCAAUGCCCAGUAGCAAAGAGAAGGCCAAGGUUCCGAAGGGCUUGCUCCUUGAGGGCAUCAUGGACAGCCCGCGCGCCACAGACACCCGCCCCUCCACUGCAGAGACGGCCCUCCGUGCAGAUGGAGAGACAAAGGAAGCUUCUGCCAAACCGCAAUUCCGCAAGAUGCGAACGGGUGCCACAGAGCUACCAGACGACUGCGAUGACUCUGUGGGCGUCUUGUUCGACUCUGACGACGACGACACUGGUCCCAUGGCCUUUCGCACGCUUUCCCUCCGCUCACGGGCCUCUCGCGCAAGCGCCGGGUCCAGUUUGCUGGAGCCGCUGCCGGAUGAAGAUGGCAUCACAUCACCACUGUCCGCACUCUCCACUGCUGAGCCCUGGAAGGUGGUGCCUUCCCUUGGCUCUGACCAGCACGGCACUGGCCUUUGCAAGCCCUGUCUUUGGUUCUGGAAGCCGCAAGGCUGCCAAAAGGGACACAGUUGUUCCUAUUGUCACCUCUGCCCCCAGAACGAGUUUACGGUCCGGAAGAAGCUGACGGCUCGAGCAUUGAAGGCCGUGGGGAGAGGGCCUAUCCGGCUUACAAACAAAAGAUUUAUGGUUUAG
Messenger RNA from Symbiodinium sp. CCMP2456, 2169 nucleotides. NCBI's taxonomy places the organism in Eukaryota, Dinophyceae, Suessiales, Symbiodiniaceae. The record is from the annotation of a GenBank genome assembly.